Sebastes umbrosus (honeycomb rockfish) is the source of this 889-nucleotide messenger RNA. It is a transcript of the gene pmf1, whose product is annotated as polyamine-modulated factor 1. NCBI's taxonomy places the organism in Eukaryota, Metazoa, Chordata, Actinopteri, Perciformes, Sebastidae. The transcript is spliced from 5 exons. Gene Ontology annotation, biological process: chromosome segregation. The record is from RefSeq and is a predicted model, not a curated record. The coding region runs from base 64 to 723 and encodes 219 amino acids. Gene Ontology annotation, cellular component: MIS12/MIND type complex.
GCGCAGCGACUCGCCGUAGAUUUGGCGGGUACUGCAAAAACGUAAACAGAGGAAGCUGGAAACAUGGAGGAAAGCGAAGUAGCAACACAAAAGAACUCUGUAGAUAAAGACUCAGUAGAAAAGCAGACUAAUGAAGCUACAGGAGAAGUUUCCUCACAGGUGUUAAACCCUGGAUCAGAGGCUCGCUACAAGAGGCUGAAGCUGUUCGACAAGGUGAUGCAGAAGAGCCUGAAGAAGUUCAUCGAGCAUGCCAGUUUUAACAGAUUCGCCAGCACAUUUCGGCCGCUGUACAAGAAGAACCCACAGAGGAUGGAGAGCAUUCACAAGCAGUUCAUUGAGGAGUUGCAGAGGACUAUACAGGAGGACAUCAGCAGAUUGAUUGAAGAAGGCCGGCUAGAGUUCAAACUGAAUGAGCUGGACAAACUGGAGAGUGCUGCCAAGAAAAGUGCAGAUCCUGCAUGGCGGCCGAGUGGGGUUCCUGAGGACGACUUUUGCAGCUUUUUGAUGCCAUACUAUCAAAAGCAGGAGGCCUACAUGCGACUGGAACUAAAAAAGAUUCAAGCGGAGAACGCUGCCUUAGCACAGAAAGUUCAGGCUGGUAGAGAGAGUCUUGCACAGACUGAACAUCGGAUUUCUACGGCUGUUGAUGAGUGGAAGGCAUCGGUCACAGAGUUUGAAAGGCUGGCAUCUUCUCUCUGCCCUGCUGAUGUCUUCGAUGUGUGAUCUUCACAUUAUUUCACAUGCAGAUAUAUCACCUAACUUAACUGUACAUAUCAAUUUUGUUUACUCUGCCUGUUUGUAUGAAAAUAACGACGGAGUAUUAGGGCCACAUUGAGGAACAAAAAUCUGAGAUUUCAAGAAUAAAGUCAUAAAUUUAUGAGAAAAAAGU